Molecule: messenger RNA, 588 nt
Organism: Solanum stenotomum
Lineage: Eukaryota; Viridiplantae; Streptophyta; Magnoliopsida; Solanales; Solanaceae
Exons: 4
Coding region: 1-588 (195 amino acids)
Source: RefSeq, a predicted model, not a curated record
AUGAAUUCUCAAAACAGGAAAAAGCAAAAGUGGAGGCAUCGAAUGGGACCUAUUAAUUUUGCAACAGUACGCGUGGCAUUGCGUGCAACCAAAGAAAACAAUAAGGAACCAUCCAAGUGUGAAAUGUUUAUUGCAACUCGUACAAAGACGGGAAAGGAAAUUCAGGCCGAUACUCAAGUUGCAAUAGCUGAACUUCAGAAUCACCAAAAUUUUGGGGAAACAACAGAUGAUGCUUUUACGGCAGUGUUUGGAAAGGAGCAACCUGGUCGACUAAGGUGCUAUGGUAGAUCAAUGACAACAAGUUCUUUGAAGAAAGAUGAGGAAACUAACGAGCUAAAACAUAAACAUGCCAAUGAAAUCACUUCUCUAAAAGAAGAAAUGAAUGAAAUGAGAGAAGAAAUGCGACAUUUCUUUAGUCAAUUGCUUCAAAACAACCCUGGAUUGAAUGUUCGAGAUAUGCCAGGGUGUGUUGGAUCUAACAUUGCUUCACCUAUUGAUGCGAGUAGUGCACAAGCUGUAAAAGGCCAAAAUCUUCCACAUUCUUCCGGGUCAACUCAUGAUCCGAUUCUUCAAAAGUUGGCUAAUUAG